CGUGUAAAUCAUUUUUCCGAAGAAAUGCAUUGAAAAAUACCGAUUCAUUCAAUUGCUAUUUGGGAGGUAUUUGUUCAAUAAAUGUCGAGAAUAGAAAGUGGUGUAAAAAGUGUCGUUUGGAUAAAUGUUUAGCUGCCGGAAUGAAAACGAAACUAAUAUUUACUGACAAACAAAGAGAAGUCCGGAAACGGAUUGUCGAGCAAAACCGAGAGAACAAACGAAAGCUUAUGGACCAGAGUAGAGACGACUCGGUGCUCAACUCGACUACCAGUCCACCACCAGAUAAUCACUACAAGUGUUAUUUGGGUAAUAAUUGCAAACUAGAUGUUAAGGGCAGAAAUAGUUGCAAGAAAUGUCGUUUAGAUAAGUGUUUCGCAGUCGGUAUGAAAACUGACUCAUUUCAAACCGAUGAACAAAACCGAUUGAGAAAAUCUAUUAUUGAAAACAAUAGGAAACGUAAACUUAGUAACACAUCAUCCAUAACAACAAACAGUAGUGGGGACGGGGUUUACUCGGACACCAGUUCCCCUUUAAGAUCCCCUCCACUAUCCCCUCUACAACUCGAUUGUGUGGACACAAUCUGUAUUGACGACAGUUUUACAGAUAUUUCCACAGAUAAUCACUUUGAAGAUAUCAUUACCUGUAAUCCAAUUGUGAAUAAUUUAGAGUUGCAGUCAAUUGUGCCGAUCAUGAGACCCAUCACCGACUAUAACAAUCAAUUCAAUGAAUUAGAGGGCAAUCGGUUGAGUGAAUUACUUGAGGCCACAAAACUUAUUAGUCUACCGACGCUCAGCGCCACCGCUAACGCUAACUACAUAUUUAUCAACGACCCAUUAGAAGCCAUGAAUGUGAUGAUAGCCAAAAAUGACCCUCACAUUAGAUGUAUAAUCAAUAUG
Molecule: messenger RNA, 896 nt
Organism: Oppiella nova
Lineage: Eukaryota; Metazoa; Arthropoda; Arachnida; Sarcoptiformes; Oppiidae
Source: the annotation of a GenBank genome assembly